AUGGUCAUUCAAAAUUUGAAGAAGAAGUUGGAAGAUGCUAAAGAGCCAUGGCCAUUAAAGUUACCGGAGGUGUUAUCGGCUUACAGGACCAUGGCGAAAUCCAGCACCGAUGAAACGCCUUUCUCGCUGGUGUAUGGAGCAGAGGCAUCGAUUCCGGUGGAGGUCGGGUCCCCUAUCCCACGGUACGACUGCGCACAAGAACAGGCAAAUUCUGAAGCAAUGUUGGUUCAGCUGGAUUUAUUGGAGGAACAUAGAGACCUCGCGUUUCAAAAAACAAGAACUGUUGGAGUUAAAAGUCCUAGGAGGCUGAAAACGGAAGCUGAGAAGACCCAGAGACACCCGAAAAUAUUGCGGAAGGGUCGGGAUUCACCUUUGAGGGGAGAGUUUGGCUUGUAG
This is a messenger RNA of Lycium ferocissimum, 396 nucleotides long. RefSeq lists its product as uncharacterized. The record is from RefSeq and is a predicted model, not a curated record. Gene Ontology annotation, molecular function: nucleic acid binding. Bases 1 to 396 code for a protein of 131 amino acids. The transcript is spliced from 2 exons. Lineage: Eukaryota; Viridiplantae; Streptophyta; Magnoliopsida; Solanales; Solanaceae.